CCAGUUAGAUUUACACACUUUUUUUUUUGCCUUUUAUAGUGUUUUUGUUCCCUUUGGGUAUUAGUUGGGUGUACUGGAAUGCAGUUUAAACUGACACAGCCACUCUCUCUCUCUCUCUCCAGCAGUCGUGCACAGACACACACACACACACAGGCGCUGGAAGGAGAGUUGUUUUUCUUUGUUUUUUUUAAAAAAAGGGACGUCGGCUAAAUAUUCGGUGAUGGUGAUUGAAAGAGGCCCGCUAACAGAAGCUGGAGGUGGGACAGCAUUUUACUGUGCUCCCUGGAGGAGGAAACUGGCUGAGACAAUCCGGGGGGCCUCAGACUGAGGGAGGCGAUCCCACUAUUAGAGUCUGUUAGUGAGACCUGACACUCGCUAACGAGUCUCACCCCAUCAUCAGGGUGCUCAGACACCUACCAUCUCUCCAGCCAGCGUAUUCCAGACACCUACCAUCUCCCUUGUAAGCGUGUUCCAGACAACCCCAUCACUCCUGUAAGCGUGUUCCAGACACCUACCAUCUCUCCUGCCAGCGUGUUCCUGACACCUUCCAUCUUUCCGGUUGGUUGUAGACAUUACAAAUUGCCCUUGUGUCAGAGACCCUGGGGUAUAUCAAGAUGGCAGAGAGUGAAGUGGUGCCUGGCGGGCAGAGACCACGGUUACGUGAGCGAAGGGAUACCACAGGCCCCAGUGCAGCUCGCAAAGGGAGGAGGGGCACAGGCUCAGCCAGUCUGUGGGAGGACAGUGCCAACUGGGCCUCCCCCAAAAACCGCCCUCAUCCUGGCGCCCCAGCCCUCCCGACCAAUCAGCAGCUCCGGACAGGUGUGAGGUCAUCAGGCAGAGCUGCUAUCCCACAGGUGGAGGGCCGAGACUGCCCAGACCUGGGGGAAGGCCGGGAACGUGGACGGUCCCAGAAGGACAGAGAGCCGAGACGCACCUACUUAACGGAGAGCGUCCUGGCCUGCCAAGAGCCUUCGGUUGUCGGAGAGGGGGAGGCCCUCAGCCAGGGCACCGAUCCAGGCCUGGCGAGGAGGGAAUGGCCUGGAACAGGCAGCCGGGGAGAUCCGCCUAGGCCAACCGGGGAUAUUCCUCCUCCGAAACCUGCCGCUAAGAACUGGAGGCCUCCGAGGGGGUUCUGGAAAGUCCUCGGAAGGGAAAACGCGCCGCCAGGCGACAGGCCGGGGGCUCCUCAUGACGUGAUUGCCCGGGAGGAGACCGAGAACACCAGCUCCUCGGAGCAGGCGAGCAGCCAUCCUGGUGGCGGCCCGAGGGCUGUGUCGGAGGGGGCCGACAUUUCAGGGCGCUCCGCCAUCAGGCCGGAGAAAUGGAGCGCACGCAGACUCGGCCAGCUGGAGGCUCUGUGGAGGACGGACAGCUGGGAGAGCAUGGGCUGUAACGCCAGCCUGGUGUCCCUGAGCGAACGGGUGGAGAUGAACCGCUCCUUCCUCAAGAGGAUGCUGAGGCCGCCUCCCUGGCAGCCGGGGCCUGGGCUCGAAGAUCAGCUGCAGGAGGACCCCGCAGCCCAUGUCUGCCAUCGCCAACCCUGGCUGCCGGGAGACCAUACCCUCCCUGGAAACAAACGCGUCAAGCAAGGCUGCGGGACGGUGCAGAGUGACAGCGACUGGGACUCCGGCAUUUCUCUGCAGGAAUCUGACCCUGGCCUGAGCAGACAGAUGUGACACCUGUAAAUAGGUGUUUGCAUGCAGUUCCCGAGUAGGCUGG
Messenger RNA from Chiloscyllium plagiosum (whitespotted bambooshark), 1719 nucleotides. NCBI's taxonomy places the organism in Eukaryota, Metazoa, Chordata, Chondrichthyes, Orectolobiformes, Hemiscylliidae. The record is from RefSeq and is a predicted model, not a curated record.